AUGCCCCCGCGCAGGCGCAACACGCACGACACCGCCCAGGGUGGCUCGUCUGCUCCCGUCACCGGCCCGCGCUCGGCCCUCACCUCGUUCCUCCGCGAGCAAGGCAUCACGGGCAACAACGCCCGCCUCAACUACUCGAACCGCCGUCCCGCACCCACCCCUUCCACCGACGCCACCACCACCACCACCACCACCGCCUCGACCACCGCCGCCAACAGCGACGACGACGACGACACCGACGACGCCUCGAUCUCGACCUCGGUCCGCCUCACUGCCGCCGCUCCAGACGGUGCCGCCUCGUCCUCGUCGUCCGUCACCGCCUCGGUCCCACCCUCGACCGACGCCAACGCCGAGGCCGGGCCCUCGACCGCCUCGUCGUCGACCAAGAAGCGCAAGGGCAAGGACACAGCCUCGGCCACCGCCAAGAAGCACAAGAAGAAGAAGCCCGACGUCGAUGGCGACGACUUUAACCUCGCCGGCGUCCCCCACUCGGCGCCCAAGAAGGGCCGGUACGAGAACCGCCUGCCGGGCAGCAUCGCCGUCUGCGCAGAGUGCGGCAAAAAGUUCACCGUCUCCAAGUACACGGCGAGCAACCCUCACGGCGCGGGCGUCCUGUGUGCCCCGUGCACGACCGAGUCGAUCGAGGACCGCGCGUCGUUCCCGUCGGCGUCGAAAGCGGCCGCCGCCGCAAAGAAGCCGCCCAAGAAGAAGGCGCAGCGCGCAGAGCUCGAGACGCUGUACACGCCCGUCCCGACCCUCCAGCAGACGUGCCUCGCCGUCGUCGGCCAGUACGCGACCGACAUCGAGGCGCUCGGCGACAUCGGCCUCAAGAACCUCGACCGCGUCGCAAAGGUCCUGUGCAAGAACCGCGCCCUGACGGGCGACAACCUCAAGCUGUUCCUCGAGGUCGGCCACCGCGAGCUGCGCCUGUACGACUGCACCCUCGUCAAGGACCAGGACCUCGCCCAGAUCUCGGUCUUCUGCCCGCACCUCGAGCGCCUCGCCCUCAACUUGUGCGGCCGCCUCGACGACGACGUCAUCGACGCGUGGCGCAACGGCUUCAAGGAGCUGCGCCACCUCUCGCUGUACGCCCCGUACCUCGUCACGGCCAACAAGUGGGUCGAGUUCCUGUCGCAGUGCGGCACGGACCGCCCCGAGCUCGAGACGUUCGAGCUGCGCAUGUCGUCGCGCUUCGACGACGCGUCGCUCGCGGCCCUCAUCGCGCACAGCCCGUCGCUCGUCACGCUCCAGCUCGCCGAGCUCGGGCGCCUCACGAGCGCGUCGCUCGCGGCGCUGCACCCGCUCUCGGCGGCGGCGCCGGGGGGCCACCUCGCGUCGCUCGACCUCGCGCGCCUCGGGACGCCCCAGGGCCACGUCCUCGAGGACGACGACGUCGUCGCGCUCCUGUCGCACGUCGGCACAGGGCUCGUCAGCCUCACGCUCGACGGCAACGAGCUCUUGACCGAAAAGGUGCUCGUCGACGGCGUCAAGCCGUACUGCGGCCAGCUCAAGAAGCUCAGCCUCGCCGACUGCGUCGAGGUGCACACCGAGGGCGUCGAGGUCCUGUUUGGCGCGACGCCGGCGCCGCCGACGGGCGAGGACAAGGGCGGCGAGGCCGGUGAGGGUGCGGGCGCCGGUGCCGCAGACGGCGAGGCGGCGACCGAUGGCGAGCGCGAGCGCGAGGUCGAGGGCGCCGAGAGCGCCACGGGCGUCGACAGCGAUAAGACGCCGGGCGCCGCUCUCGUCGAGGCGACGCCAUGGUCCUCGCCCGGCCUGCACACCCUCAACCUGCACCGCCUCGGCUCGCUCUCGCCCCUCGCCCUGCGCGCCCUCCUCGCCCACUCGGGCCGCACCCUGCGCAACCUGUCGCUCCACUCGUGCGACGAGCUCGACGCCCCGAUCCUCUCGGACGACCUUGCGCGCCUCGCGCCCGACCUCGAGGUCGUCGACCUCAGCUUUGUGCGCGCGACCGACAACUUUGUCGUCCAGGCGCUCCUCGGACGAUGCAAGAAGCUCCGGAUCGUGUUCCUCCACGGCAACAACCGCGUUACGGCUGACGUGCCGCGCAAGGCCGGCGUCCAGCUCCGAGGACUCGAGAACGCGCUGCACAGCGAGAUCCCGCCCGACAUGCCGUGGUAGGCCCACCUCGCCCUCUUUCCUCUCACCCUC
This is a messenger RNA of Rhodotorula graminis WP1, 2169 nucleotides long. RefSeq lists its product as uncharacterized. Bases 1 to 2139 code for a protein of 712 amino acids. The record is from RefSeq and is a predicted model, not a curated record. Gene Ontology annotation, biological process: SCF-dependent proteasomal ubiquitin-dependent protein catabolic process. NCBI's taxonomy places the organism in Eukaryota, Fungi, Basidiomycota, Microbotryomycetes, Sporidiobolales, Sporidiobolaceae. The transcript is spliced from 8 exons. Gene Ontology annotation, cellular component: SCF ubiquitin ligase complex.